GAGACAGCAACAACAAGAACAACCACCACCACCACCACCACCACCACCACCACCGUCCUCCAAAAGAGCAUCUCCAGACUCAAGCACAACAAAAUAUCACAGAACAAAAGAUGUCGUGCAACCUCCUCACCAACCCCUCCUUUGAAACCGGCACCCUCUCGCCGUGGUUCACCACCGUCCCCAACGUGAACAUCGCCACCGUCACGAACGCGACCGCCGCCUACGAUGGCGAGUAUUACCUCGACCUCAAAACCGACUACGGCAACCGCGGGCACUCGAUCGCGCAGACCCUAACAGGCCUGCAGCGCGGCACGGUGUACGACUUCUCGGCGCAGAUCCAGAUCCCGGGGCCCUCGGGGGUGGAAUACUGCUUCGUGGACGCGUACGUCGGGGCGAACGCGACGACGGGGGCGAUCGUCUCGCAGCAGCUGCUGCCGACGGGCGAGUGGACGACGGUGCGCGGGUCGUAUCAGCGCACGGGCCGGCGGGCGGAGGACGUGUUGACGCUGACGGGGUCGUGUACGUCGCCGGGCAGUUCGUAUGUUUGGGAUGUGUUGGUCGAUGAGGUGGUUUUUGGGGCCGCAGAGGGGUGUGUUUGAUUUUCUUGUUCUUGGGGGUUUCGGAUACUAUGCUAUGCUAUGCUAUGCUAUGCUAUGCUAUAGUGGGAUGGGGGUUUGGUUGGGAGGGGUGGGAGGGAUGGGUGGAUUGUAUCCUGGGUUGUUCAGGGGAUGCUUUGGGCUGAGGGGAGAUAGGAUUUAAUGCGAUGAACAUGACUAGCG
Messenger RNA from Aspergillus japonicus CBS 114.51, 779 nucleotides. Its product is annotated as carbohydrate binding domain protein. The coding region runs from base 111 to 599 and encodes 162 amino acids. NCBI's taxonomy places the organism in Eukaryota, Fungi, Ascomycota, Eurotiomycetes, Eurotiales, Aspergillaceae. The record is from RefSeq and is a predicted model, not a curated record. The transcript is spliced from 2 exons. Gene Ontology annotation, molecular function: hydrolase activity, acting on glycosyl bonds.